AGCAGCAGAAGCAGUCUGACAAGGACUCAUAGGACUGUUACAUACUGGUUUUAUCUCUGACUUCCUCACCAUGAGAUUAUUUCCAGUUUUACAGCUUCUGCUGGUGUUCACAUCAGUCCUGACACUGACCAGGGCACAAACAAUAUCUCCAUUAACAACAUCUGCAACAACAUCUGAAUCAACAACAUCUGCACCAACAUCUGAAUCAACAACAUCUGCAACAACAUCUGAAUCAACAACAUCUGCACCAACAUCUGAAUCAACAACAUCUGCAACAACAUCUGCAUCAACAACAUCUGCACCAACAUCUCCAUUAUCAACAUCUGCAACAACAUCUGCAUCAACAACAUCUGCAACAACAACACUGGCAGACCCCUGCUAUAACUACACAGUGCUGGAUGAUCCACGUAGAUCCACCAACAAUCAGUUUUCCUCUCAACUAAUGUGUGACACUGCGGUCAGCUGGAGAGGCUGGUACCGUCUCUUCCUUCAGGGUCAGAGUGCUCAGAUGCCAGACACAUGUGUUGAUGUGUAUAGAUGUGGCACUUUUGCUUCACUGUGGCUAAGCGGAGGACAUCCAAAAGUUGAGGAUGGAGUGGUCACUCGAAAUGCCUGCGGUAACUGGAGCAAUAACUGCUGUUACUUCCAAUCCAGUUCCAUUAAAGUCAAAGCCUGUCCUGGCAAUUACUAUGUCUAUGGGUUUGUGAGCCCAGGUUUCUGUCAUUCAGCAUACUGCGCAGAAGUUAGGAACAUUACCAUCAAUAAACCUACUGUCACUCCAAACACAACGUUGGCAGACCCCUGCUAUAACUACACUGUGCUGGAUGAUCCACGGAGAGCCACUAACUAUCUAUAUUCCUCUCAAAUAAUGUGUGACGCUUGGGUCAGCUGGAACGGUUGGUAUCGUCUCUUCAUUCAGGGUCAGAGCGUUCAGAUGCCAGACACAUGUGUUGAUGAGUAUAGUUGUGGCACUGCUGCACCACUGUGGCUGAACGGAGGACAUCCAAAAGUUGAGGAUGGAGUGGUCACUCGAGAUGUCUGCGGUAACUGGAAAAAUAACUGCUGUUACUUCCGAUCCAGUUCCAUUAAAGUCAAAGCCUGUCCUGGCAAUUACUACGUCUAUGAGUUUGUGAGUCCAGUUACCUGUCAUUCAGCAUACUGCGCAGAAGUUAGGAACAGUAUCAUCAAUAAACCUACUGUCACUCCAAACACAACGUUGGCAGACCCCUGCUAUAACUACACUGUGCUGGAUGAUCCACAUAGAUCCACCAACAAUCAUCAAUUCACAAUGUGUGACACUGCGGUCAGCUGGAGUGGCUGGUACCGUCUCUUCCUUCAGAGUCAGAGUGUUCAGAUGCCAGACACAUGUGUUGAUACAAAUAGUUGUGGCACUCACGCCCCACUGUGGCUGAAAGGAGGACAUCCAACACUUGAGGAUGGAGUGGUCACUCGAGGUGUCUGCGGUAACUGGUUGACUGACUGCUGUUUGUUCCGAUCCAAUCCCAUUAAAGUCAAAGCCUGUCCUGGCAAUUACUACGUCUAUGAGUUUGUGACCCCAAUUACCUGCUAUUUGGCAUACUGCGCAGAAGCUAGGAACAUUACCACCAAUAAUGCUACUGUAACUCCAAACUCAACAUUGGCAGGAAUAUUCUACCCGUUCGGCUCAGCAGCAGGAGACACAAGAAAUCCUGCUGUUGAUGAUGGAAGCUCCUCAGUUAUUCCACUUUUGAGUCCAUUUCUGUUCUUUGGCCGCAGAUACCAGCAGAUUUAUGUUAAUAAUAAUGGACACCUCACAUUCAACCAGCCUUCAUCACAGUAUGUUCCUGACUUCUUUGCUGCUAAUAGAAGCCAAGAUAUAAUUGCUGGUCUAUGGACCGACCUUGACAACCAUGCGAGAGGAGUGGUUUCAUAUCAUCAGUACACUAAUGGAAGUGUUCUCACACGCGCCACUCUGGAUAUAAACAGUCAUUUCCCAAAUCUGACCUUCAACGCUUCCUGGGUCUUUGUUGCAACUUGGGAUAAAGUUCCUUACUACAAUUUGACCAACACAGAAACAUCGUUUCAAGUGGUUUUAAUUUCAGGCAGUAUUUUUUCAUUUAUUCUGAUGAAUUACGGUGAUAUUGCUGUAACAAGACUUCCAGUGGAGGCUGGUUAUGACACAGUAAACUCCUUUGACUACUUUGUGAUUCCUGGAUCAAUCAACGGGAGCUUCAUCUCAAACCUCAAGAACUCCAGUAAUGUCAAUGUUCCCGGUCGAUGGGCCUUCAGGGUGGAGGGUGGAACAAAGUCAAACAAAGAAAACAUUAUUGGACUUCAAGGGAAACUUUCCUCAUUUUUAGACCUAACAGACAGUGGAAACAUUCAGAUUGUUUUACAGCAAAUAAAACAGGAACUGGUCAAGAAUGGUUUGCCAAGCAGCAUAGAGCUGAAGUUAAGAAAACUGCAAAAGAUAAAGCCAUAAAUUCUGGAAAAGAAAUAAAACAGUCCUGUUCACUUAGCGUCUGACAGCACAUAUCCCACUGUUCAUGUGAAGACUGUAAAGACCCCAGUUUUACAUUAUGUGGUUUCAUUUAAAGGAUUUAAAAAGGAGACAGAACAGCAUGGUUUUAUAACAAAAAAAAGAGGUCCAUAUGACCUUUUUUUCCAUAUGGAGAAUUUGUUUUCCUCAAGUUUUUUUAAAUUUUACUGUAACUUCCUUAAAGUUUCUGCACUAGGUUUCUUUGCAUGUUUGUGACAUUUCUUCAAUGUGACCAACAUUUGUGAGCAAAUCGUUAUUUUAAGUUGAAUCUUUUAAAUGAAUCGAUGAUGCAGUUUACAGAACUGGUCUGAAUGAUUCAUUCAGUUCAGUUCAAUGAUCUGGUUAGAGGAAGAUUAUCAGUGAAUAACAAAAUAAAUUUCUGUCUUUUUUUUUCUCACACAAAACUAUCUUGUGACUUUAGGAGAUUUUAAAUAUAGUGCAUGGGUUGUAUGGCUAACAUCAUACAUUUAGUGGUGUUUUUUGAUCCAUUUUAAUUUUUGAAAGACUAAUUUUAUGGAAAAUGUUCUCAUUUUACAUUACCCAUUACAUUUAAUCAAGAUGUACAAAUUUACAAAAUAAAACCAGACAGGUGAAGUA
This is a messenger RNA of Megalobrama amblycephala (Wuchang bream), 3115 nucleotides long. RefSeq lists its product as uncharacterized. The coding region runs from base 71 to 2461 and encodes 796 amino acids. The record is from RefSeq and is a predicted model, not a curated record. Gene Ontology annotation, biological process: cell-matrix adhesion. The transcript is spliced from 15 exons. NCBI's taxonomy places the organism in Eukaryota, Metazoa, Chordata, Actinopteri, Cypriniformes, Xenocyprididae.